GUCCUGGCUGUCAGAGCGCUCUGGAACUCCCGUCGUCCGAUACACAAACUCCCUACCGAAAUCCUCGUUGACAUGCUCUUGCGUCAGUACUCCCGCUCGUAUCCUGGACCAGCCGAGACGAGCGAUUCAGUCGACUGGUCUCAGAUCAUGCUGGUCUGUCGGCGCUGGCGUGCGGUCAUCAAAGCCAACACCUGCUUUUGGCGAUCGAUCCACGUUGGAAGCGACACCCGAUGGUUGGACCUCGCACUGUCACGUUCUGGGGACGUCAACCUGUCCCUUACCUUCUCCGUGCCUUCGGCUCUUAUCUCGGCCCUGCCGCAACUACUAGGCGUACUCGAGCGUAUCGAACGUCUGCAGUUUUCGUGCUUGGGUGAUGCUCCCUCACUGAAGAUAUUGGAGCCGCUCGUGCGCGCAACCCUUCCUUCCCUCACCAACCUCGAUGUAUCCAUCAUUAGAACGGGAAGUAUUCCAGCGUAUGCUCAAGCCGUCCCCGGGUUCCGUGACUGGCCCGAUCGUCGCAAAACGUUCGAGUUCGCGCCGAACAACUUCCCCAGGGUGACGCAACUCUCCCUCAUGCGUGUCUCCAUCCCGUGGACUGCAUCCUACAUUUCACAUCUUCGUCACUUGAGUCUUCGCGGAUGCAUCGUCCAUCCCUCCGCCAUAUCCGUCAGCACUUUUCUGGACGUCUUACGCGAGGGCCAAAACCUGGAGGAGCUCACAUUACACGACAUCUUGUCGUCGGCGUGCUCGACUCGCCCCCGGCCGUCGGAGCGUCUACACGCGGUUGUCCUCCCCCGCCUCCGAAAGGCCGACUUUUCCGAUGAUUUCGAAUGGAUCUCGCUCUAUGUGAGCUACAUCCAGCUUCCUUCGCAGGGCGAAGUCUCUUUUGCUGGCCUCCUUGACCAGUUCCCCGGAGAUGAUCCCACUCUUUCUU
Trametes versicolor FP-101664 SS1 is the source of this 934-nucleotide messenger RNA. RefSeq lists its product as uncharacterized. NCBI's taxonomy places the organism in Eukaryota, Fungi, Basidiomycota, Agaricomycetes, Polyporales, Polyporaceae. The transcript has a single exon. The annotation marks the transcript as partial. The record is from RefSeq and is a predicted model, not a curated record.